Molecule: messenger RNA, 1690 nt
Organism: Pisolithus orientalis
Lineage: Eukaryota; Fungi; Basidiomycota; Agaricomycetes; Boletales; Pisolithaceae
Product: P-loop containing nucleoside triphosphate hydrolase protein
Exons: 3
Coding region: 425-1516 (363 amino acids)
Molecular function (GO): GTP binding
Source: RefSeq, a predicted model, not a curated record
GCAUAUCCCUUCCCGCGUUCACUUGAAUGCCAAGCCUAGCCCACAACUGAAUAUUAUACUGUUACGUUUCGGGGUCCGACGUAUAUUUCUCCAAGCUUUGACUAAUGCCUCUGAACAUCAUUAUCGUUGGCGAAACAGGGGCAGGCAAAAGUUCUAUUAUCAACCUUCUAGCAGACAGCGAUGUUGCCUCGGUGUCGUCCGAUGUCGACGCUUGCACGAAAGCUUUUGCAGAAUACAAGUUCACAGUCAAAUCCACCGAAAUCUGCGCGUAUGACACCAUGGGCUUCAGCUCAGCGCAUGUGGACAGUUUGAGCCGCCUUGUCCCCUAUGAAAAGGCGUGCAAUUUAAUCCAGUCGUUGAAAAAGAAAAUCAACCUCGUUUUCCUUUGCACGAACAAAGACAAGCUGAGCAUCCACCACUCAACAUGUAUACCAUCUAUUCAACGACUUCUUCUUCGAUGGCACGGUUCCAAUUGUACUGGUUGCGAACAUAUCGGGAGAAGGAGAGCGCGAUGGAUGGAUGGUGGGGUAGGAACUUGAAAGACAUCAACAAGUUCCGGUUGCGCUUCGCGGGGCACGCUUGUGUCACCGCCCUACGUUCGCGGGGGUCCGGUGCUGAUCUUCGAUAUCAACAAUCCAGGAACGCACUGAUUCAGCUUCUUGGGACUGCUACCCCUGAUAACAAAGUGGUCUUGGCUACGCCAGUAUACCCCCUCUUCAAUCGGCUCGCCGAUGCGACGGGAAUCUUGACUGAGACAUGUGGUCUGUCGUCCAAGGAAGCUGGACUACUGACUCGCAAAGUCAAUCCGCUCCUCCGGAUAGCAAACAUUGUACUCUUCGGGGAGACUGGCGUCGGGAAGACUUCCGUCAUCAAUCUCAUUGCUGGGCACGAGAUUGCUUCUGUGUCCUCCGGCGUGCGAGGCUGCACUCUGGACUCGAAAGAAUAUCGCCUUGCCGCAAACGAGUCUCAUCUUCGUAUCUUCGAUACUGUUGGUCUGAACAGCCCGACGGUAAACCAGGGUGUCGACCUCUUGUUAUUCUGUAUGCGUGGGGGAAGGCUGAACGAGGCCCAGCUGAAUAACUAUAGGCUUUUCCAGGAGUACCUGUGCGAGAAGAAGGUGCCGGUGGCCAUAGUCGUCACACACCUGGAGCAGGAGGCCAAUAUGGAGCAGUGGUGGGCGGACAAUGAGGAAGAUCUCAGGAAUUUCAAGAUUGAUUUUAUCGGGCAUGCAUGUGUCACUGCAAUCAACAAGAACACUCAUUUGUUCGAAGACAAGCUGGACGAGUCGCGUCAAACAGUACUGCGGUUGCUGAGGACACAUGUACACGAGCCUGGAACACCAUUCUUCAUGGAGACCGACAAGUGGCUGUCUGCAUUCCUGAAGAAGAUGGGAUAUCUUAUUCGUGGGGGUAACCUCCCUAAGAUGCGUGCUAUCAGGGAAAAGCUAGUUGAGGAGUGCAGAAUGUCUAAAGAGCGUGCCAACGCGAUCAUAGAGGAGUUGCAGCGUCGGGAGUGACGGGGCUCUUCGGCAUGACUACGUAUUGUCUUAGGUCUAACGGAACUGUAUACAAAUGCGAUUUGCGAAGUGUAUCGGAAGGAAAUAACCACACGUGUUCUCCGUCAAUUGAAUAGAGAUGCGGCGAUGGUGCUGCGUGAUAGGAAGGGCACAUGCUGGGCACACGUGUUGAGA